ACCGUUUGUCCAGAGCUGGGUUCAAGGGAACCCAGUAUCCAUGGCUUUGGAAAACUCAAGUAUUCAUUUUACAGCUCAAAAAAAGGUGGAGAAUGCUGGAGGAGACCUUAAGGAUGGUUGCCACCACUAUGAAGGAGCUGUCGUCAUUCUGGAUGCUGGUGCUCAGUAUGGGAAAGUUAUAGACCGGAGAGUGAGGGAAUUGUUCGUGCAGUCUGAAAUCUUCCCCUUGGAGACACCAGCAUUUGCCAUAAAGGAACAAGGAUUCCGUGCCAUUAUCAUCUCUGGAGGACCUAAUUCCGUCUAUGCAGAAGAUGCACCCUGGUUUGAUCCAGCAAUAUUCACCAUUGGCAAGCCUGUUCUUGGAAUUUGCUAUGGCAUGCAGAUGAUGAAUAAGGUUUUUGGAGGUACUGUGCAUAAGAAAAGCGUCCGAGAAGACGGUGUUUUCAACAUCAGUGUGGAUAAUACAUGCUCAUUAUUCAGGGGCCUCCAGAAGGAAGAAAUUGUUUUGCUUACACAUGGAGAUAGUGUAGACAAAGUAGCUGAUGGAUUCAAGGUUGUGGCACGUUCUGGGAACAUCAUAGCAGGUAUAGCAAAUGAAUCUAAAAAAUUAUAUGGAGCACAGUUCCAUCCUGAAGUUGGCCUUACAGAAAAUGGGAAAGUGAUUCUGAAGAAUUUCCUUUAUGAUAUCGCUGGUUGCAGUGGGACCUUUACUGUGCAGAACAGAGAACUUGAAUGUAUUCGAGAGAUCAAAGAGAGAGUAGGCACAUCAAAAGUUUUGGUUUUACUCAGUGGUGGUGUAGAUUCUACAGUUUGUACAGCUUUGCUAAAUCGUGCUUUGAACCAAGAUCAGGUCAUUGCUGUGCACAUCGAUAAUGGCUUUAUGAGAAAACGAGAAAGCCAGUCUGUGGAAGAGGCCCUCAAAAAGCUUGGAAUUCAGGUCAAAGUGAUAAAUGCUGCUCAUUCUUUCUACAAUGGAACAACAACGCUACCAAUAUCAGAUGAAGACAGGACUCCACGAAAAAGAAUUAGCAAAACAUUAAAUAUGACUACAAGUCCUGAGGAGAAAAGAAAAAUCAUUGGGGAUACUUUUGUUAAGAUUGCCAAUGAAGUAAUUGGAGAAAUGAACCUGAAACCAGAAGAGGUUUUCCUUGCCCAAGGUACAUUACGGCCUGAUCUAAUUGAAAGCGCUUCCCUUGUUGCAAGUGGCAAAGCUGACCUCAUCAAAACGCAUCACAAUGACACAGAGCUUAUCAGAAAGUUGAGAGAAGAGGGAAAAGUAAUAGAACCUCUGAAAGAUUUUCAUAAAGAUGAAGUGAGAAUUUUAGGCAGAGAACUUGGACUUCCAGAAGAGUUAGUUUCCAGACAUCCAUUUCCAGGUCCUGGCUUGGCGAUUAGAGUAAUAUGUGCUGAAGAACCUUACAUUUGUAAGGACUUUCCUGAAACCAAUAAUAUUUUAAAAAUAGUAGCUGAUUUUUCUGCAAGUGUUAAGAAGCCACAUACACUAUUACAAAGAGUCAAAGCCUGUACAACAGACGAGGAUCAAGAAAAGCUGAUGCAAAUUACGAGCCUGCAUUCACUGAAUGCCUUCUUGCUGCCAAUUAAAACUGUAGGUGUGCAGGGUGACUGUCGUUCCUAUAGCUAUGUGUGUGGAAUCUCCAGUAAAGAUGAACCUGACUGGGAAUCUCUUAUUUUCCUGGCUAGGCUUAUACCUCGCAUGUGUCACAACAUUAACAGAGUUGUCUAUAUAUUUGGUCCACCAGUAAAAGAACCUCCUACCGACGUGACUCCCACCUUCUUGACAACAGGAGUGCUCAGUACUUUACGCCAAGCUGAUUUUGAGGCCCAUAACAUCCUCAGGGAGUCUGGGUAUGCUGGGAAAAUCAGCCAAAUGCCUGUGAUUUUGACCCCAUUACAUUUUGAUCGGGACCCACUUCAGAAGCAGCCUUCAUGCCAGAGAUCUGUAGUUAUUCGAACCUUUAUUACUAGUGACUUCAUGACUGGUAUACCUGCAACUCCUGGCAAUGAGAUCCCUGUAGAGGUGGUGUUAAAGAUGGUCACUGAGAUUAAGAAGAUUCCUGGUAUUUCUCGAAUUAUGUAUGACUUAACAUCAAAGCCCCCAGGAACUACUGAGUGGGAGUAAUAAACUUCUUAUGCUAUUAAA
Messenger RNA from Tupaia belangeri chinensis (Chinese tree shrew), 2161 nucleotides. RefSeq names its product guanosine monophosphate synthase (gene GMPS). Gene Ontology annotation, molecular function: GMP synthase (glutamine-hydrolyzing) activity; ATP binding; GMP synthase activity. Bases 41 to 2140 code for a protein of 699 amino acids. The transcript has 16 exons. Gene Ontology annotation, biological process: GMP biosynthetic process. Lineage: Eukaryota; Metazoa; Chordata; Mammalia; Scandentia; Tupaiidae. The record is from RefSeq and is a predicted model, not a curated record. Gene Ontology annotation, cellular component: cytosol.